AUGACACUGGAAAAAGAAGAUAAUUUUCAGAAUUACCCUCAUUCAAUUGAGCGUCGUGGAGCGUUACGUCAGAAGAAUGUUAUUGAGAUCAAGGGUCAUAAAUUUGUUGCUAAAUUUUUCAAGCAAUUCACGUUUUGUGGACACUGCAAAGAUUUUAUAUGGGGUCUUGGUAAGCAAGGAGUCCAGUGUCAAAUAUGCUGCUUCGCUGCUCACAAGAGGUGUUAUCAAUAUGUAGCAUUUAAGUGUCCUGGUGCUGAUUUAGGACCUGAAUGUGAUUCUAAAAGAUGUCAUAAGUUUAAACCACACACUUAUUCGAGUCCGACAUUUUGUGACCAUUGUGGUUCAUUACUCUACGGACUUGUUCAGCAAGGUCUAAAAUGUCAAAACUGUGGUAUGAAUGUACACAAAAGAUGUGAAACGAACGUUCCACACCUUUGUGGCGUAGAUAACACGGAGAGACGAGGACGAAUAUAUCUCAAGAUUAGCUGGCACGAAGAAAGAUUUGUUGUUGAAGUCAAAGAAGGUGGAAAUCUUAUUCCAAUGGAUCCAAAUGGUCUUGCUGAUCCUUAUGUCAAAAUCAAAUUUGGACCAACCGAUGAACUUGGACGCAAGUACAGAACAAAAACAAUAAAGUCUACCCUCAAUCCUGUAUGGGAUGAAAAGUUUACUAUUGAUCUACAUCCAGAUGAUGAAUCAAAGCGAUUGCACUUUGAAGUUUGGGACUGGGAUCGUACAUCACGUGACGAUUUCAUGGGUGCUUUAUCAUUUGGAGUUACGGAAUUGAUUAAAAAGCCUAUUGACGGUUGGUUUAAACUGCUCAGUCAAGAAGAAGGUGAAUACUACUCAAUACCUUGUACAACAGAAAGUAAUACUCCACCCUAUGCAGAGAUAUCAUCUGAAUAUGAGUCACAAUUCAAAGGAGAUAUUUCUAAUGAUGAUAAUGAAAAUCUACAAAAUUGUCCGACAAAAUUACGUGAUGUAGUCAGAGCAACAGAUUUCAAAUUUAUCAAAGUGUUGGGUAAAGGAAGUUUCGGAAAGGUAAUGUUAGCUGAACGUAAAGAUACAGAUGAACUUUAUGCUGUGAAAAUUUUGAAGAAAGAUGUUGUCUUACAAGAUGAUGAUGUAGAAUGUGCAAUGAUUGAACGUCGAGUAUUAGCGUUACAACGUAAACCACCAUUUCUUGUACAAUUACAUUCUACAUUUCAAACUAUGGAUCGAUUAUAUUUUGUGAUGGAAUUUGUCAAUGGUGGUGAUCUAAUGUUCAGAAUACAAAAGGAAGGAAAAUUCAAGGAACCUAUUGCGGUAUUUUACGCUGCAGAAGUCGCCGUUGGUUUAUUCUUUUUACAUAAUAAAGGAAUUAUUUAUCGUGAUUUAAAAUUAGAUAAUUUACUACUCGAUUCUGAUGGACAUGUUAAAAUAGCAGAUUUUGGAAUGUGUAAAGAUGGUAUAAUAGGUGAUACAACAACUCAUACAUUUUGUGGUACACCAGAUUAUAUUGCACCAGAAAUACUUCUGUAUAAACCUUAUGGGAAAUCAGUAGAUUGGUGGUCCUAUGGUGUUUUAUUGUAUGAAAUGUUAGCUGGUCAGCCUCCUUUUGAAGGUGAAGAUGAAGAAGAUUUAUUUGCAAAUAUAUUACAACAUACUAUUUCAUAUCCGAAAAGUUUAUCCAAAGAAUCUGUUUCCAUUUGUAAAGCGCUACUUACAAGAGAUCCAAUGAAAAGACUCGGAUGCGGUUCAGAUGGUGAAAAAGAGAUCAAAGAACAUUUGUUCUUUCGACGUAUAGAUUGGGAUAAAAUUGCUUCGCGUUUAGUCCAGCCUCCUUUCAGACCAGUUACUUGUUCACCACGUGAUACAAGUAAUUUUGACAGUGAAUUUACAAAAGUCACGCCGGAAUUAACUCCAACAGAUAAAUUAUUUGUCAUGAAUUUAACUCAAACGGAAUUUAGUGGAUUUUCUUUUGUUAAUCCAGAAUUUAUUGUUGAAGUGUAA
Molecule: messenger RNA, 1989 nt
Organism: Schistosoma turkestanicum
Lineage: Eukaryota; Metazoa; Platyhelminthes; Trematoda; Strigeidida; Schistosomatidae
Source: the annotation of a GenBank genome assembly